Molecule: messenger RNA, 1943 nt
Organism: Caenorhabditis elegans
Lineage: Eukaryota; Metazoa; Nematoda; Chromadorea; Rhabditida; Rhabditidae
Gene: mam-5
Product: MAM domain-containing protein
Exons: 6
Coding region: 59-1864 (601 amino acids)
Cellular component (GO): membrane
Source: RefSeq, marked reviewed
UUUGUCCGGCCAGCUUCAGCUAAUAUUCUACUACCUCUCUCAUACCAGCUACUUGGGUAUGGAUCUUUUAAAUGUGAAAUGGAUAUUAUUGUUAUUGUUUCUGAUAUAUCCAGUUUACACUGAAAUCUCAUCCUCUUCUGACUUGAAUUGUGACUUUACGACAACUUGUCGUUGGAGAAACUCAUCCGAUGUUGGUGGACAUUUUGAAACGACUUCGCUUCUUGAAGCCGAUGCUCAAAACCGAAUAAUGCCCAUUGAUGAAAAUAAUCCGAAACCAUUUGCAUUUACUGCGGGAUUGAUGGGACGAAUGAUGGCUCUUCUCGUUUCCGAGGUAAUAACCUGUCAACUUGGAGGUGCAAGUUUAAAAUACUGGUAUUACAAAACUGGUUUGGAUUCACAACUAGAAGUUUGUAUCCGUCAGCCUCCAGGAAAUAAAGACUUGAGCCAGAUGAGAUGCUACGAUGGAGUUUCCACCUUUGGGAAACAAUGGAUAUUCCGUGCCGUUGAACUUCCCCCAAUUGCUCAACCCUUCGAAAUUGUUUUCAAAACUAUAUAUUCUCCACCAAGCUCGGUCAUUGCUCUGGAUAAUAUUGUAUUCGAGGCAACACUUUGCGGGUACGGUCGUAAUCGACGUGAAAUUCGACGAAUUGGUUACCACGAUUGGCAAUCUUACCGAUCUUCUAAUUUAUACAACGGAGAGUUGAUGCUAAUUGUCGCUCAGGAUGGUGCAGAUAAAUUGAAUACUUCAAUUGCUAGUAGUACUUCAACAACUACAACUACAACUGAUAUUCCCUUAGAACUUGAAGCUAAGAUAUCAAUUUUGAGUAGUACAACUGCCCCAACUACUACAGCACAAGUUUUAACUACUACAACAAGUAGCGAACCAAGUACAACAACGACUCCGCCGACAACUACACAAACUUCAUCUUCUAAUCAAACUUCGACAAUAUCAAAUGAGCAGCAAUUUGCUAAUUUUGUCAAUUUCUUGAAGCAAACAGCUCCAGUUAUUCCGUAUAUCCCAACUCUAGUUAGAUCUUUAACUGCAUUGGAUCCGAGAUCUUCUCCAUCUGAGAAUAUUUUACCGCCUGGGACACUACCAUCAAAUCCAGCUCCAAUUGAUGUGAGAAGAAGUCCAGUGGCUUCUUCUCAUUUCUACAACACCAAUCAACCAACAUUAGUCACUGAUAAUGAUCAAGAAAACCAGAAAACGUUAGUAGAUCUUGCCAAAAAGUUCGGAUUAUGGGAAGAAAGCUCGCCAUAUUUGACUACAACUCACCCUCCUAUUGCUCGAAAUACAGACAACACAAAUAGUUUUGGGCUACCAAACAAGUUCCCAGAAGGAUCAAUAUAUCCCCCCAACUUGAUGAAUAAGAAGAAAAUAAAUAUUAAUCCGAUUAAAAAGAUUCCGUCAUCAACACCAUCUACACCUGUUGAAAAUAUCGAAGAAUAUCACAAGAAUCUUUUCAAAGUAAGCACAACAACUCCAUCCACCCUACCUCCAUCAUCCACCGAACUGAUAAUUUUCAAACAACCAUCUUCUGGUGAAGCAGAGGUAGCAGGAAAGUUAGCUGAUAUAGCUAAACUCUUACCAUCUGGAGCUGUACAAGAUCUGACAUCAUUGAGAAAUAUUCCAGAUUUAGAUGGAUUGACUAAAGGAAUGGAUUUGUCAGAUAUUCGAAAACCUGGUGGAUUUGGUCGAUUGAAAACGCAAUUUAUGGAGAGAUUGAUGAGAAGAACAUUGGGAUUGCCAAUGGAAAAUAAUGAUGUGAGGCUUCUGCCACCACCAAUAGUUCCAAUGAAAGUGACAAGAAAAAUGAUGGCUGAGAUGAUGAAAAGAAAAGCUGCAAGAAAGAGAAUGAAUUGAUAUUUACGAAACAUUCCGUUUUUGAUUUUUGAUUUUUAUCAAUUAUAUUCAUGACUUUUUGUUACGGGUAUGAAGAUUC